This is a messenger RNA of Seriola dumerili (greater amberjack), 927 nucleotides long. RefSeq names its product 2-oxoglutarate receptor 1-like. Gene Ontology annotation, molecular function: G protein-coupled receptor activity; neuropeptide binding. The transcript has a single exon. The coding region runs from base 1 to 927 and encodes 308 amino acids. Gene Ontology annotation, biological process: neuropeptide signaling pathway. The record is from RefSeq and is a predicted model, not a curated record. NCBI's taxonomy places the organism in Eukaryota, Metazoa, Chordata, Actinopteri, Carangiformes, Carangidae. Gene Ontology annotation, cellular component: neuron projection; membrane.
AUGGAGGAUUUUUCUGUCAAUCUCAUGGUCUUAAGAGUCAUCAUUUCUUGCAUAGGACUUGUGGGUAAUGUAUUUCUAAUCCUUUCCACCAUUCAGACCAAGUUCUCCAGAGUGAAGUCCUUUGAAUUGUUUCUACUGGGACUGGCUGCGGCCAACUUGGAGGAAAUUCUCAUCGUGAACAUCUAUGAUAUUGUCAUCCAUGAGAUUUCCUCCUCCAUCGCCGACACUUGGAUGUGUCGCUCAUUCAAGUUCCUGACUGUGUUUGGUGAAACUACCAGCAUCCUCUUCACUGUCCUCAUCAGCAUCUUCCGCUACCAGAAGCUGAGAGACGCCAGUACGAGGGUCAACCUCCCAAUCUGCAUGGACAGCAUCAGGUCAGCCUUGAUGGUGAGCGGGGUUUGUGUGAUAUUCUCCGUGCUAUUCAGUCUCCCCAUUUUAGUCAUGCACCUGCAAAGCCCAGCGGGAAACAACACAAGAAACACAGUCGGCUGCCCCCCAGACUUCUUUCAGUGUAGUAGAAAUCAUUGUCCCAAACUCAACCGCUUCUACAAGUAUGUGUUCCUCAUGAUAUGCAACCUGCUGCCUCUGAUCAUCGUCACAGCCACCGGCUGCCUCAUCAUCAAUGUGCUGCUGAGCCAGAGGAAGACUGUGACACCAGGGGUGAACGUGAGUGGGUCGAGCCAGUCCAGCAGGAAGAGUAAAGGUCUGGGGUUUCAGCGAAGCACGGUAGCUGUACUGGCUGCCAUGGGGUUGUUCCAGGUAGACUGGACUCUCUACCUGAUCUUCCAUCUGAGUUUCAGCCCCACUGACCUUCCUUUUUGGGCUGAAAUGGAGUUCUUUAUCUCAAUUUCCUACACAUCCAUCAGUCCAUAUGUGUACGGGAUAGGGAAUAACCUGUUCAAUCUCAAGAACUGUAUAAAAAGGUAA